AGUGCACUGCGCAUGCUCCGUGUAGUAGCCGGUCAUGGCGGCGGUUGUGUGUUCGUCCAUGAGGUUCGGCGGCGAGCUAGCCCGCUAAUUCGUGCGCUCCGUGACUUGAGAGAACCCUGCGAGGCGCGGCCAUGGCGGGAGUGUUCGACAUCGACUUGGACCAGCCGGAGGAGGAGGUGUCGGAUGACGAGACUGACGAGGCACAAAUCAAUGACAUCAUGGACCAGUGCAGUGGAUUUGACUUCAACAUGGAAGGCUGCGAGAAGAUCGAGAUAUCAGAAGACAACGUCAACCAAGGGACGGAAAACAUUAGACCGGAGUGUUUCGAGCUGCUGAGGGUUUUGGGGAAAGGCGGCUAUGGGAAGGUAUUUCAAGUUCGAAAAGUAGUUGGAGCUGCUUCGGGCAAAAUAUUUGCUAUGAAAGUCUUAAAAAAGGCAAUGAUUGUACGUAACGCCAAGGACACGGCCCACACCAAGGCAGAAAGGAACAUCCUGGAGGAGGUGAAGCAUCCUUUUAUCGUGGAUCUCAUCUACGCCUUUCAGACGGGUGGAAAGUUGUACCUCAUCCUGGAGUACCUCAGCGGAGGAGAACUCUUCAUGCAGUUGGAGAGGGAGGGCAUUUUCAUGGAAGACACGGCCUGUUUCUACCUAGCAGAGAUCUCCAUGGCUCUGGGCCACCUGCACCAGAAGGGCAUCAUCUACAGAGACCUCAAGCCUGAGAACAUCAUGCUGAGCAGCCAAGGUCAUGUCAAGUUGACAGAUUUCGGGCUGUGUAAAGAGUCCAUCCACGACGGCACAGUCACGCACACCUUCUGUGGUACCAUUGAAUACAUGGCGCCAGAGAUCCUGAUGCGGAGCGGACACAACCGAGCGGUGGACUGGUGGAGUCUGGGAGCGCUGAUGUACGACAUGCUGACUGGGGCGCCUCCCUUCACAGGUGAGAACAGGAAGAAGACCAUCGACAAGAUCCUGAAGUGCAAACUCAGUCUGCCACCAUAUCUCACGCAAGAAGCUCGGGACCUCCUGAAACGUUUGCUGAAGAGGAACGCCUCCUCACGCUUGGGAGCAGGUGCAGGAGAUGCCACAGAGGUGCAGGCACAUCCUUUCUUCAGACACAUCAACUGGGAGGAUUUGCUGGCUCGUAAAGUAGAACCUCCCUUUAAACCUUUUCUGCAAUCUGCUGAAGACGUGAGUCAGUUUGACUCCAAGUUCACCAGUCAGACGCCAGUCGACAGUCCUGACGACUCCACGCUCAGCGAGAGCGCCAAUCAAGCCUUUUUGGGCUUCACAUACGUUGCACCUUCGGUCCUGGAAAAUAUCAAAGAAAAGUUUUCAUUCGAGCCAAAAAUUCGUUCUCCGCGAAGAUUCAUCGGCAGCCCAAGAACACCUCUCAGCCCGGUGAAGUUCUCCGGCGGCGACUGUUGGCCCCGCAGCGUCCUCCUGGCGGGCGGAGGGCCCGGCCUCCCGCAGGCCCCCCAAGAACAGGCCAUGGAACUUUCCGAGCACAUGGACGUGACCUCCAACUGCGAGGCCUCCGCCCCCCUCCCCAUCCGCCAGCCCCUGGCGCACAUGAAGCAUCAGGCCUACCCCCUGCUGGCCAAAAGGCCCGAUCACCUGCGGAUGAACCUAUGACCCCGCCCCUUCCCGGACUUUUUCUUGGCCGACCAGAGACAAUGUCAGUGUUACGCAGCAGGGGUCGCGACCUUUGUUUUUGGGGGGAGGAACUCCAGCAAAGAUCUUCCUGCGAUCUACUGAUGACGCAAUCAUGUAUUAUUGAUCAAUCACAUCUGCUCUUUUAAUUGGAUUAUUGAACAAAACAAUAUUUGGCCCCAGUUGAGCUGGACAGUUUGACCCCCUC
This is a messenger RNA of Nerophis ophidion (straightnose pipefish), 1857 nucleotides long. RefSeq names its product ribosomal protein S6 kinase b, polypeptide 1b (gene rps6kb1b). The transcript has 15 exons. Lineage: Eukaryota; Metazoa; Chordata; Actinopteri; Syngnathiformes; Syngnathidae. The record is from RefSeq and is a predicted model, not a curated record. Gene Ontology annotation, biological process: protein phosphorylation; signal transduction. The coding region runs from base 132 to 1631 and encodes 499 amino acids. Gene Ontology annotation, molecular function: ATP binding; protein serine/threonine kinase activity.